AUGAUUGGUACGUACUUGGUCCAUUAGAAUAGAGAAUCAACAUCAAAAUCACCGACGAUCUUUUGCGAGGAUGAUGGUAAACAAGAAAUCGAUCCCAAAUUCCGUAGCAGAUCGAGGAGUGAAAAAUCUUUGGAUUGGCACCAGCCACAUCACCAUUCGUCUAUCACCACAGCAGCUUGYAUUCUUCCAUGGACACCUUGGCGGAGCAAAGGACAUUMAUCUCUCAGCAACACUGACGAGUGGCUACGAUACCGAUAGAUAUUGCAAAUGAGGAACCAGUACUCCUCCGCAAUUCUUUUUCUUCUCGGGACCCUCGGGAGGUCCGGAAGUCAUGCGUUCCCAGCGCCUUCUGUCGCCCGGKUUCCAACCUCCGGGAGGCCKGCCGUGCCUCAGAACUGCACGCGGUGUACCGGCGGAGCAUUUGCGGAGAGCGACAGCGAUCCCGCGGCCCGGGCUCCCCAAAACCCCGACGCAGUCCCCUCGGCGAGGAAGCUCCUCCCCAAACUSCGGAAAGYAGCUUCCGUCCUCCUGCCGGUCCUCGCCGCCGCCGUCACCCUGUCCACCCGACCCGUCCACGCCGCAUCGUCCGCCUCCGGGCCGAGAAAGCUGGGGUUCUGGAACGUGUGGUCGGCCACCGCGCUCCUCGUUUCCAUCGGUGCCCUCCCCCUCUCGAUGUCGGGUCUGGGGUCCCUUUCGAGGAGCCUCCUGGCCAGCGCCUGCCGCUGCGCGGUGCAGGUCUCGCUCCUCGGGAGCAUCGUUCUGCAGCGAAUGAUGGGGGUGGAACACCCGGCMCUCGUCGCGGCCUGGGUCCUCGGUGUGGGGCUCGUCACCGGGGCGACCUGYCUCUCCCGGAUCCAGUACGACUACCCCGGGAUGAACCGCAACAUGUACGGUUCCAUCGUUGCGGGGGGACUGACGGUGCUGGGCCUCACGAUGUCCCUGCAGCUCUUUGGAGCCGUCCAGCCGUGGUUCAAUCCCCAGACGUGGAUCCCGAUCGCGGGCAUGCUGUUCGGGAACACGCUGAACGCGGCCGCCCUGGGCGGGGCCUCGAUCACCAAGCAAUUCGCUACCCGGUCGGACUCCGUGGAACUCCGGCUCGCGAGGGGGGCGACCGUAUCGGAAGCCAUCCGGCCGCUCGUGGAGGAAAGCUACGGGACCGCGCUGAUGCCCACGAUCAACAGCCUCGCGGCCACCGGGAUCAUCCACAUCCCGGGAAUGAUGUCGGGGCAGAUUCUUGCGGGGCAGUCCCCGCAGCAGGCGGCCCUGUACCAAAUCGUCAUUAGCUUUCUGAUCGGCACUACCGCUCUUCUGACGGUCCGGCUCGUCAUCAAUUCCUCGGUUGGAGCCAUGGUMGAUGCGAGGGAACGAAGGUUGCGCGUGGGUGUGCUGGAGCCAAAGAAAAAUGGAAGGACCACGCUGGCCUCCCUGAAAUCAAUUGCUUCCCUAGCGAGAUGGAAGGCGCACGCGCAACCAYCAACCGACGGCUCGCCGCCACSGACUGCAUCGUGCAAGAAGGUAUCCCCCACYAGAUUGAGCUCYGCCACAAACCGACGCAACGACAACAAGGCACCGRUUUUGGCAAUACAGGAUCUGGARGUGGUGAGAGCAAAUGUCGAGAUUGAUUUGGUUCUCCGGCCCGGCGACAGGGUUGCCAUCAGCGGAAAGUCGGGGAUCGGGAAGAGCCAGAUCCUGAGAACGAUCGUUGGGUUGGAAAAAGGAGGCAAAGGAGAAAACAGCAUCKCGUUGCUYGGAAACCCAUUGGUACCGAGCGACCUGCCAGAGUUUCGGAGCAGGGUGUCCCUGGUUCCCCAAAUGAAUCCCGUUCUCGAGGGCACGCCRAACCAGUUCUACGACGAGAUCGUCCGKUGCCAGAGCCAGCAGCGGCGCAGGAGUUCCGGCGAUCCGGUCGCAAGGCCCAGCRACAUUGCCAGCGCUUGGGGCCUCGAAGCYGGGGCCUUUGAUCGGCCGUGGAGAACGCUUUCCGGGGGGGAAUCGCAGCGGGCCGCGCUGGCGAUUGCWCUGGCGCUGGAGCCCGACGUGCUGCUGCUGGACGAGAGCACGGGCGCGCUSGACGAGGCAACRUCSAGGMUGGUGGAACGAACGCUGAGGAAGAGCAACAUCCCGAUGUUGGUGGUAACCCAUUCCGAGGCCCAGCUCGGGAGAUUUUGCACCCAUCGGUUGGACCUGCAGUAAGCGAGACCGGCAYUCUUUUUCGUAGGUAAACAUGCACCAAUAUGCGAUAAAGAAGAAGCAAUUCAACUUUCAUGCCUUGUUCUAUAACUAUCUUUGCAAUGAUUUGGUAUCCAAAACAAAAAUUGCAUAAUGUAGUACUAGAAAUAUCUGGCAUGUACCCUAUGUAUUCCUUUCUCCCCAUAUCCCAUAUCACUACGUUCGUACGAGUACUCCUACUCGUACGUACCGGUACGAACCUUUUCAUCUCUCGGACGAAUUGGAUUUGGUCGGUUUAGUCGAAUUAGCGCUUCGAGAGACACACGACUGGUUUUCUUGUUGUGACGUGUUAAUUCAACUUUUCAUUCUUGCUUUCAAGUUUGAGAGUGAAAGUCAGAACUCUUGUCGACAAACUCGUAGUAUUGUACUUCGUAUUGCAGUAACCCGUACGAGUAGUGCUAUACUAGAGUCCAAUACAUUACUCUAACGGCU
This is a messenger RNA of Pseudo-nitzschia multistriata, 2661 nucleotides long. The record is from the annotation of a GenBank genome assembly. Lineage: Eukaryota; Bacillariophyta; Bacillariophyceae; Bacillariales; Bacillariaceae.